GGAGGACUUCCCCCUUGUGAGUGCCGAAGCCCUGCGCGCUGCAUUCCGGCGGAGCGCACAGGCACACACCGGCCGCAGCCCACCGUCCCGGGCCCGAAGACGUUUACACUCAAAGUAAAGACAGAGGAUCAAAAAAAGUUGCUCCGUGCCUGUUUUGUUUUCGGGGGUGUGUUUUUUUUUAAAUGUUUCAUUGUUGCCUAUUGUCGUGCUGUUGACACUUCGCUCUGGUUGUGGAAUGGUUUACGCUUCCUCUGAGAGCCGUCGGAGCUGUGAGAGAAGGUGCUGCCUGUCCGCUGUCUAAGACGGUUGGUGCAGCAUGGUGAUCAUGACAGAGAACAGCCGGGGGGCUCAGUCCAGCCCUGCCCAGGGAAGGCCACUGCAGGUCGGCUUCUACGAGAUCAUCCGCACCCUGGGGAAAGGCAACUUUGCAGUGGUGAAACUGGCCAAACACAAAGUCACCAAAACGCAGGUGGCCAUAAAGAUCAUCGAUAAGACCAGGCUGAAUCCCUCCAACCUGGAGAAAAUUUACAGAGAAGUGCAGAUUAUGAAGCUGCUAAACCACCCCCAUAUCAUCAAACUGUACCAGGUCAUGGAGACCAAAGACAUGCUGUACAUUGUGACGGAGUAUGCGAAGAACGGAGAGAUGUUCGACCACCUGACCUCAAAUGGUCGCAUGAGUGAAGAUGAGGCACGAAAGAAGUUCUGGCAGAUCCUUACGGCAGUGGACUACUGCCACCGACACCACAUCGUUCACCGUGACCUAAAAACCGAGAACCUGUUGCUGGAUGCCAACAUGAAUAUAAAACUGGCCGACUUUGGAUUCGGAAACUUCUACAAUGCAGGGGAGCCUCUGUCCACGUGGUGUGGCAGCCCGCCUUACGCUGCCCCUGAAGUGUUUGAAGGGAAAGAGUAUGAGGGGCCUCAGCUCGACAUUUGGAGUCUCGGUGUGGUACUUUAUGUUCUUGUCUGCGGCUCUCUUCCGUUCGACGGAGCCAGUCUGCCUGCACUCCGACAGAGAGUCACAGAGGGACGAUUCCGAAUCCCUUUCUUCAUGUCCCAAGACUGUGAAAACCUGAUCCGCAAGAUGCUGGUGGUGGACCCAACCAAGAGGAUCAGUAUGGCCCAGAUCAAGCAGCACCGCUGGAUGCUGGCAGACCCAACAGCUGCCCACGAGACCCUCAGCCCUUCGCUCACAGAGUACAACUCUAACCUGGGCGACUACAGCGAACCCGUGCUGGGCAUCAUGAACACUCUGGGCAUCGACCGCCAAAGGACUAUUGAGUCUCUGCAGAGCAGCAGCUACAAUCACUUCUCUGCUAUCUACUAUCUGCUGCUGGAGAGAUUGAGAGAGCAUCGCACCCAGCAACUUAGCCGCCAGUGUGGAACCUGGAGCCAGAGACCCAGGAGCACCUCCGACUCCACUGGCCCAGAGGUGAUAAUGGAGUCCGCCGACAAUUAUAGAACCGCAGCAUUUUCAAUUCCAGCCAAAAGUACCCCUCUUGUGUACCCAGAGAUGGAGUGUGAUCAGGGUGGAUUGUUCCAGCGCGUGGUGUUUCCAGUGGAGGCCAGCUUCAACAGAUUGCUCUGGAAUCGCUCCAUUUCACCCAAUAGCCUGCUGGAGACGAGCAUCAGCGAAGAGGUGCGACCCAGAGACCUGGAGGAGGAGGAGGCAUCGCAAACUCUCGGGCCCCUGCUCCCUCCCACCACCACCUCCCGCAGACACACUCUGGCCGAGGUGUCCGCCCGUUUCCACCAGUGCAACCCUCCAUGUAUCGUGGUCAGUCCUUCCGACGGUGCCUCCUCUGACAGCUGUCUGAAAUCCUCAUCCAGUCCCACCCCGACUUUGCCGGCUGCUAUGGGCGAGAUGUCAACACCUCUGGCCUCUGGGGCAGAUGGUGGAGCUCUGCUGCCAGCUGGAGCUCCACUGGCCCUCUCCUCCCACCUCCUUCCCCAGGCCCAGGGCAGCCUGCCCUCUGCCAGCUUCCAAGAGGGUCGCAGAGCCUCCGACACCUCCCUAACACAAGGGCUCAAAGCUUUCCGCCAGCAGCUGAGGAAAAACACACGCACUAAAGGGCUUCUGGGAUUAAAUAAGAUCAAGGGUCUGACAAGGCAGGUUGUCCCUCCCCUCUCCUGUAACCGCGGCAGCCGAGGUUCCCUGGGUCCAGCCCUCCCCGAGCACCGCAGCAUGCUGGAGGAGGUGCUGCACCAGCAAAGGAUGCUGCAGAUCCAACACCAGCCUCAGCCGCAGGUCCAAGCUGCUCAGACAGGACCUACCCAGAAUGCCCUGCUCUUUCUGGCCCAGCACCAGUCACCAUCUCCUCCGCCUACGACCGUGUUCGCUUCUUCCUCCAUGUUUGACGCCCCCACCCCCUCCGUCCUGCCUCUUCAGCAAGCGCCGGUGGGUGUACAGCACGGCCCCUGGCAACAAACCCGCGGGACUUCGUCCUCUGGCUGCUGCUCCUCAUCGUCGUCGUCAUCGUGCUACUCCUCAUCCCUGUCCCCCGUGGCCUCCGCUGCUUACCUUCUGGAGGCUCGCCUGCACAUCAGCCAGCAGCCCCACCCUUACUCACACUCUGGCCUCCAGCAGCAGCCUCAGUCUGCGACACACGGCACCUUCCCCGUCCUGCCCAAACCGGCGAUGUGGAGCCUGGGUGUGGCCUCCGGCACGGAUCCUAACAUGCAGGAGUUGGGACUGGCUGGGCAGCAGCAGCAGCAGCUCAGUAGCUGUGUGAUGGUGAAGUAGAACAUCGGCCAUGUUCUCGGCCAACGAUUGCUCUCUCUGUGAAAGAAGCAAAAAUGACUUGAUUUUGAGCCCAGACAAAAACAGAGAAAAGAACAAGAGAACAGAAGGAAAAAAGAAUGAAAAAACAUACACUUUAUUUAACAACAUGGGGUACCCAUGUUGUACACGUGUGUAUGUUGUGUUUAUGGUUUUGAUAUCAUAUAAGCUAAAGACUAAGCAAUAACCAAACUCUGGAUGAGGCGUUGAAUCCGUAUCAGACUGCCAGAGAAGCAAUAAUAGACUGAAAGACUCUCAUCCAGCCCCCUGAUGGACUCACUUGAAUGAAAUGAGUGCUGAAGAUAGCCGACACGGUUAUGUCCGACAUGUUCUGAUGCUGUCUAAGUUAACGUUUGAAUUUACCUGAAAAAAGAAAUGCUCCAUCUUCCUCAUUCUUUUUUUAGCUGUACUGUUGUUUCAGUUCCUCUUCUUGAUGUUUUUCACUUGACUGGACAGAAGACCAAAAUUCUUUCUUUUCCUUUUCUCCCACUUUGUUCGCCUUUCUAAUGACACAGUUCUCCGUAGCAGUGCAAUGAACAUGCAUUUUAAUGCCCUGAGCUUACAAACAUUCACUGAAGGGGUCAAUUUUGGUUUGUAUUGAAACUGUGAUAUUUUUUUGUUUUUUCUGUGCAGGAUUAUUAUAGCUACCCAAAUGCUGCUUUUACCUCAAGCUUCAAAAAGACUGCUGCUUCCUCAUCAGCCAAAACUAAAGGAGGAGAGUGUCUCGCUGAUUGAGUAAAGCACAAUAGGUACAUCAGUCAGGCAGAGAGGGCCUCGCCUACAGUACGUGGAUACAUCCACCUGUAUUUCCUUCAUUUGAUCAGCACCUGCUUGUUAGAUGCUUUUACCACCUCCUCGGGCAGAAAAUUGGAAACAGAGAAACCUGUAAGACAUUUCUCAAUCACAGAUUACCGAGGAAUGACUUUCCGCCCGGACAAAGACAAAGACUGUGGGAACAGUGCAAUAUUUCACAUUGAAAUACAAAGGAAAGACAAGAAAAAAAUGUACACGAUUUCUAAUUUGUCUGUUUGACCUUUCUGUGCUAGAAACGGUACGAGUUACGUAACAUGAUAACAUGACACUGUGUAGAAAUUGAGAGAGGAAAGACUGAGGCAUUUCAAAAUGCUGUUUCUUCACACGGCAUUCUAGUAGUUCUCAAACUGAAAUGGUUUUGACCAAAGAGGGAACAGCACAAGAGAUGGGUGAUCGUUCAAUCACAGAUACACUACUGACAUUUUUCACUUUGAAUGCUGUCUCAUAAAUGUAGCAUGGUGGUGAGCUGGCUUUUUCACAGGAUCUCCUUAGAGAAAAAUCUCCCGUUGCCACCAAAGCUUAAUGCUACACGCGUUGUUAGGAUCUCUAGCUGUUACUGUCAGGACCGCGGUGGUAUUCAUUUUUGUACUUUUCUAGAAAAGAGGAAGAAGAAGACGAGAAAAAAAAAAUCAGAACACAGCAAUACCACUUCCUUCGGGCGCCCAUACGUGGCGUAGAGAUAUUGGUACAAAUGACCCGUAACAACCAGAGUUAUUCUGUGCAUGUGAAGUAUUAGAAAGAGAUGUUGUGAUGUCGGAGGUUCAUUUGGUUCUCUCAUAUCUGUGAACAUCUUGUUGAGAAGCUCCAUGUUGGAAAGAUGCCAGUGUUCAUAUUUUUACCCAACAAGUUUGUAGUCGAUUGCACUCAUUGGCAACACCGGUGCCUUUCUCCGAACAAACCCACAAUCAGAGGUGUCCGUCUCUGAUCACUACACUGAAGAAACUCAAAUGGAUGCCUCUGUUACAGGCUGUUCACUCUGUUACAAAAGCCCCUUUUGAUACAGUAGCUUAUUUAACCUUUUGAGCUUGCUGUGUAAACAGAGGCAAGAAUUGCACUUUAUUCAUAUUUCUUAUUGCCGAUUUGUUUUGUGUUUUGUUUUUUUUCAUGAUGAAAACUAUUUCACAAAACUCUCUGAAACACUUAGACUCUCGAUGCAAAUCUGUAAAAUGACCCUUUUGAUAAACUUUGGAUAAUAAUAAGUAUUUCAUGUUUUGUUUUUUUCUUUGUUAUCCUUUUGUUAUUUGUUACUUGACUGUGUGUGCAUGUGCGAGUGCGUGGAGGUAAGGAACAGACAGAAAUGAAAGGAGAAUGCUUGUUCAUGAAAGAUUGUUUAUUUAUGUUGCUAUUUAUUUAAAUAAAGUUCACUUCCUAAA
Molecule: messenger RNA, 4965 nt
Organism: Scophthalmus maximus (turbot)
Lineage: Eukaryota; Metazoa; Chordata; Actinopteri; Pleuronectiformes; Scophthalmidae
Gene: sik1
Product: salt-inducible kinase 1
Exons: 14
Coding region: 317-2743 (808 amino acids)
Biological process (GO): intracellular signal transduction; microtubule cytoskeleton organization; protein phosphorylation
Cellular component (GO): cytoplasm
Molecular function (GO): protein serine/threonine kinase activity; tau-protein kinase activity; ATP binding
Source: RefSeq, a predicted model, not a curated record